UUAAAGAUGUGCUAAAGGAUACAUCCAAAGCCGUAAAGCUGUCUAAAAAAAAACAAUUAUAGAAUUUCAGACGAGUUUUUAUUGUGAUAUUAAUUUUCAGUAAUAUUAAAAAUAUUCUAUUAUAAAUCAACUGGUUAACAUUACAAAAUAAUUAUUACAAAUGGCUUCUCCUCUGGAACAGUUUGUAAACAAUGUUCGAACAAUGUCGGCAUCAGGCAGUUUUCGUGAGCUGUGUGACAUAAUUGGAAAAUCUGACGAAGUGUUACAACGAAAUAGUGCUCAUCUCAAUACUGUUUUAGAGACACUUGAUAUUCAGCAACAUUCGUUAGGAGUUCUAGCCGUUUUAGUUGCGAAGUUUUCUCUGCCUCAGGGUACUAAUGAUAUUGAUAAGUCAACAAUGUUCCAACAAAUUCAUGAUUUCAUAAAUAAUUGUAAUGGAGAACAAGUGCGCUUUUCGCCUGAUUUAUAUGCCAAUUUGUGCCACCUUUUGACUGACCAUUUAGUUGAAAUUAAGCAACCUAUUAGAGGAAUAGAAAUAUUGAAAAAAGCUAUUAGGAAAAUACAGUUGUUUGAUUCUCAACUGACAUCAAUUCAUGCAGAUCUUUGCCAACUAUGUUUACUCUCAAAAUGUAUGAAGCCAUCUCUAGAAUUUUUAGAUACAGAUGUUACAGGAAUUGGAUCCGAGUUAGGUGGCAAUAAUGAUUCAAAACAUUUUCUUUUAUAUUAUUACUAUGGAGGGAUGAUUUACACUGCUAUGAAGAAUUAUGACAGGGCUUUAUACUUCUUUGAAGUUGUAGUAACUGUUCCAGCUAUGGUUGUAUCCCACAUAAUGUUGGAGGCUUACAAAAAGUACAUUUUGGUAUCUUACAUCCUUCAUGGAAAGAUUUUACCAAUGCCUAAAUAUGUGUCGCAAGUAGUGUGUAGAUUUCUAAAACCACUAUCUGUUGCUUAUCAUGAACUGGCUACGUCUCAGCAUGCGGCUAUAAAACAUAGGGAGACUUUCGUCCGAGACAAAAAUAUGGGAUUGGUUAAUCAGGUGUUGGGUUCCAUGUAUAAAAAGAAUAUUCAGCGGCUUACCAAGACAUUUUUGACUCUUUCACUGAGUGAUGUUGCAUCUCGAGUACAACUCUCAGGUCCGGCACAAGCAGAAUCCUACAUCCUCAACAUGAUUGAAGAGGGCGAAAUAUAUGCAAUGAUUAAUCAAAAGGAUGGCAUGGUAGUAUUUCUUGAUAGUCCUGAAAAGUAUGCCUCUCCUGAGACAUUAUGUGUAUUGGAACAGCAAAUGGCAGCCUGUACAAAACUUCAUCAGUACAUUCAGGAGAUGGAUGAGCAAAUCCAAGUUAAUCCACAGUAUGUAAAGAAAUCUGUUGGAAGUCAUGAUGAAGACAUACCAGCGACAAGUCAGAAUUCUAAAACAACAUAUUCAAUGUAAUUUGUCUUCACAUUACUAUAUAAAAAUAUAUAAAGUAUUUUUAAGAUUUCAUAACCUAAUAAAUAUUGUACAUAAAUGAAAA
This is a messenger RNA of Galleria mellonella (greater wax moth), 1514 nucleotides long. RefSeq names its product COP9 signalosome complex subunit 3 (gene CSN3). The record is from RefSeq and is a predicted model, not a curated record. The transcript is spliced from 9 exons. Gene Ontology annotation, cellular component: COP9 signalosome. Lineage: Eukaryota; Metazoa; Arthropoda; Insecta; Lepidoptera; Pyralidae. Gene Ontology annotation, biological process: ubiquitin-dependent protein catabolic process. The coding region runs from base 161 to 1432 and encodes 423 amino acids.